Molecule: messenger RNA, 1926 nt
Organism: Thlaspi arvense
Lineage: Eukaryota; Viridiplantae; Streptophyta; Magnoliopsida; Brassicales; Brassicaceae
Source: the annotation of a GenBank genome assembly
AUGGGAGUCGGUCGAGAUCGAGUCCCUCAAGGAGAAAGUUGCAGCCUUGAUGACCAUGGUGGAAGGCAAGGCCGUGGUGAUUCAAACGGGUUCCAAGGGGAAGAUACCGGAGCCUCGCUUUUAUGGUGGAAGGCGAGAUCCCGAGGAGGACAAGGGAAAGAUGGAGGAGGAUGGAGACACCUGAAGAAUGGGAUCCAUGAGAGUCUUGGCUCCAUCAGAACGUACCGCCUAGAGAGGGAAGUAGCCAAGGUGGACCAAUUCGAGGGAGGAUCAGUGGGGCACAGCGGAAGCGUGGUUGACCCCAAGGACCAAGCGUCAGGAUCGCUUGGACAGUCACCAAUCGAGGAGAAGAUUGGAGACCAACUUGCUAUCAAGGGAGGAGCACCCUUGAAGGAGGACAAGGUCGGAAGCACGGAACUGACGACCGAGAAGGAGGCUUGUGAGCGAGGCAUUCUCCAAGGAGGCACGCCGAUCGUGGCCAAAGCGGUAUUGGCAGAGGAGGAUGGAAGGCAUGAGAGGACCACAGGAGUUGGUCCUAGGCUGGGCUGCACGGGUCAGUCGCAAGCCAAGACCGAAGGUGGUUCCACCGAGGGGAGUGGAGCUCAGUCAAGAGAGGCCGUGAGUGGCCAAAGUGAGGAGGAGGGAGCACCUAUCUGUGAUGAGUUACAGGUAGGGGUUUUGGACGAAGAGGUUUUGCCGCAUGAGGAAGAGAAGCUGGGUCAAGGUGAUCGAGACACUUGGACGAGACGGGAAGAGCCGCCAAGUGUUCCGACAUCGACGAGGGCGUUAACGGACUCGGUUGGGGAGAUUGUAACGGACCAUGGUGAUGGCCCGUUCACACGAGCGCGUCGCGAUGCGAGGUGGCGCCGGAGGAGGCAUCAUGGUGAUGUUGAAGACCCGACUCAUAGAGAGAGAAAUAAGGCACCAAUUGGGAGCAUGGCGGCCAACGAGAGAGUCGGAACUGGGAACAGUGGGGGAGAAUGUUUUGAAGAUGAGCCGGGCAUCAAGGCACAGUCAUCCGGGAACCAUCAAGGGGAGAUGGAUCAGGGGCAGCCACCGGGAAGCAGCCAAGGCACAGAGCAGCAGAGCACUAGAGCGCUCGAGGCGCGCCAGACAGUGACCCAGGCACGAAAGCUUCCAGAGACGCGGCUGACAUCAGCUGCCAGCUCGGAUGACACAUCGGACGAGCACACAAGCGGCACACGCAGGAGCGUGCCACGCUUAAGGCCGCGGCACGCCCAGGUGCGUGGCGCUCACGGUGAGCGCUGCGCCACGGGGCGCAGCACGUGCCGGCGCGUGGUGCGGCGCGAUCCUUCCAGACGCGCCCGAAUCUUUUGGAAUCCUGCAUUAUUUACAGAAUUGCCAUUGAUUUCCUCUAUAAAUAGGGGCCUCCCCCUCCCAUUUGGUCAAAGUGGCAAAGGUGGGGGGCUUGAGCGAGUCGUAGCGCCGGGAGAGGACACGGCAGAAAAGGAAAAGAGGCGUGUUUGGCCAUCUCUAUUAACAGCUCAUCUUGGGCGAGAUUCGUUUCUCUCCUCAGUCGUUUGCGUGCAACAUUGGGGCGAGGGAGGAAAAAGCGGUACCAGAAGGGGUUUUGGAGGAUCCGGGGCUGUGGAUCUGCUUGAAAGACGUCGCCUCUUCGCCGCUAUUCCCGUCAUAUUGCCAUUUCUGAAGCCUGUCGGCUUCACUCUCUUGGAAAAGCUCCCUCUCUGUAUGGCGUCUAAGCGUAUUCUCAAGGAACUAAAAGAUUUGCAGAAGGAUCCUCCAACUUCUUGCAGUGCUGGUCCUGUUGCUGAAGACAUGUUUCAUUGGCAAGCAACUAUAAUGGGACCUCCUGAUAGCCCAUAUGCUGGAGGUGUUUUUCUAGUUACUAUUCAUUUCCCUCCUGAUUAUCCUUUCAAGCCCCCAAAGGGUAAUGCAAUAGUAUAA